UGACGUGGCCCCGUUGCCAAGGUGGCGAUGGUCGCCAUGGCAACCGGUGUUGACAAACUGGAGCCGUGGAGACGACGCCGCUCCAACGGCGCCGCUCGCUUCUCUGCCGCAACGCAGCGUCUCGACUCCAUCUCCCUGGCGAUGCCCCUGGCCAUGGAGGUGAUGAGAGGAGGCAGCAGCAGCAGCGGCAGGAGUGGAGAUGGCGCUAUGACCCAGGGCUUCACCGUGAAGGCGAGGAUGAAGAACGCCGUGGUGUUGGGCCCCCCGUCGGCGGGCGCGUUCCGCGAGCGCCCCUCCAAGCCGACGGCGUUUCGCAAGUUUUACGAGCGGGGAGACUUCCCCAUCGCCCUGGAGCACGACACCAAGGGCAACCGCAUCGCGUGGAAGGUGGAGAUUGAGAAGUUGGACUACCACCACUACCUGCCGCUCUUCUUCGACGGCCUCUGCGAGACGGCGCACCCCUACGAGUUCUUUGCACGCCAGGGUGUGCACGACCUCCUGGAGCACGGCGCCGCCAAGGUCCUCCCCGUCAUCCCGCAACUCAUCAUCCCCGUCAAGAAUGCGCUGAACACGCGCAACACGCAGGUGAUGUGCACGUCGCUCAAGGUGCUGCAGCACCUGGUGCUGUCGGCCGACAUGGUGGGUGAGGCGCUGGUGCCCUACUACCGCCAGAUUUUGCCCAUCCUCAACAUCUUCAAGAACAAGAACCGGAACUCUGGCGACGAGAUCGACUACAGCCAGCAGAAGCGCGAGAACGUGGGCGAGCUGAUCGAGGAGACGCUGGAGACGCUGGAGCGCCACGGCGGCGAGGAUGCCUUCAUCAACAUCAAGUACAUGGUGCCCACCUACGAGUCCUGCCUGCUCAACUAGCCGGGACCCCAACCCAACCAGCCGGGCCUCUCCCCCCCCCCCCCCUCAACCAGUCGCCCCCCCCACCCCCCCCUCAACCAGUCGCCCCCCCCCCCACCCCCCCCUCAACGAGCCCGGCCCCCCACUCAACUACCCGGGCCCCCCACUCAGCUUGCCCAGCCUCCCGCGACUGGCCCAACCCCCUCUCCCGCCGCUCUACUGAGAUGGUUUAAAUAAAGUUUUUCA
Lethenteron reissneri (Far Eastern brook lamprey) is the source of this 1095-nucleotide messenger RNA. It is a transcript of the gene PACRG, whose product is annotated as parkin coregulated. NCBI's taxonomy places the organism in Eukaryota, Metazoa, Chordata, Hyperoartia, Petromyzontiformes, Petromyzontidae. Gene Ontology annotation, molecular function: Hsp70 protein binding; Hsp90 protein binding. Gene Ontology annotation, cellular component: cytosol; vesicle; neuron projection. The record is from RefSeq and is a predicted model, not a curated record.